Molecule: messenger RNA, 1643 nt
Organism: Biomphalaria glabrata
Lineage: Eukaryota; Metazoa; Mollusca; Gastropoda; Planorbidae
Product: salivary glue protein Sgs-3-like
Exons: 30
Coding region: 172-1491 (439 amino acids)
Source: RefSeq, a predicted model, not a curated record
CUCUGUCAUCAAUGGGGAAAAAAAACACCGCGAAGUCGAUUCAACGUUUAGAUGUAAAUCUGUUCAAAGUUCAGCAACUCCUUCCAUGCCAGGACUAUUUAAAGGCAAUAGGGGCCCACCUCUCUCUUGUGGCUUUGCUCAUCCUGGGAAGAGACAUAAUCGGCUGCUAGAAUGUUACCAAAAGACAUUUACAUUGUGGCCUGUUUGGCUCUUGUGAUCAACACUCACUUCCUUGGGGCGAUUGAUUUAGACUUUGAUCCAGCAUUGAGACUACCUGCAUCUAGAUUCUUUGAUACUGGGAUAACAGAGACACCACCAGCUACAACUUCUACAGCACCAGCUACGACUUCUACUCCGGCGACCACGACUACUGUGGAUAGAACUAAAUACUCAAAAGUAACACCACCAGCUACGACUUCUACACCACCAGCUACGACUUCUACUCAGAAGCCAGCAUCAAACAUAACUGCUCAUUCCAUUCUCUCAUUGAUCUUCAAUACAAACGUUGCUUCCACUACACAGACACCGCCGACCACAACUUAUAAAUCAACAACCACGACUUCAGAGUUACACCCCUUGCAAGACAAAUCUGACAGUCUGAUAGAGUUACCGAAAAUUUUAAGAACUAUUUUGGAGAAUGCCAUUUCGGGAAAAAAUCCUCAGACGACAACGGUAGCGCCAUCUGCAGUGCGAGCAACAGCUUCACCAACGACCACACCAAAUACCGCAUCUACAAUGACCACUACAAGCGCAGCACCUACAACAACGACCACUUCAAGUACCAAACCCACAACGACCACACCAAAUGCCACAUCUACAAUGACCACUACAAACGUAGCACCCACAACAACCACACGAAAUGCCACAUUGACAAUGACCACUACAAGCGCAGCACCUACAACAACGACCACUUCAAGUACCAAACCCACAACGACCACAGCAAGCACCGCACCAAUUAUGACCGCACCAAAUACUGCACCAACAACGACCAAACCAAGCAAUACAUUUAUAUUUCCCGCACCAAGUGUCGCACCUUUAAUGACCACGUCAAGAGCUCCACACAUAACGACACCAAGUGCUGCACAUAUAAUGACCACGCCACGUGGUGCAAAUAAAAGGACCACGCCACGUGGUGCACUUAAAAUGACCACGCCGAGCACAUCAACAGGCUUUGAACAUAUACAGCAGCAGACUACAACCAGACCCAUAAAGCAAUAUAGUUUUCCUAACUAUUAUUAUCACCCUAACAAUAAAAAAGUCAAGGUCUACGGUAAAGGGAACCCAGCGGAAACCACAUCAGAAGAAGAUAAGGCCCCUAACAAUCCACUGGCAGUGAUAUAUAUUUAUCCAAACUCAAACAUAAAAAAACUGACUGACAGAAGAGGUGUUCUUGAAGAAGAAAACAACUAUAUAUCUCCGCAGGAAACUGACCUUGACCUUGUUACCUUAGACGAAAAGUAUGAAAAUGCAAACUUUUUAAUGACAUCGUAAGAGAAGACUUCACGCUUUCAUAGAAGAACAGCGUAGCUCUCUAACAAGCUUGAGGAAAAAAAUAAAGCCCAUUCUGAAAUUGACUAACGCAUGUUCUUUAACUCUAUGCCUUAAAUGAGCAAAAGAUAAUAAUAAAGAAAAAAAAUUGUAAC